Messenger RNA from Podarcis lilfordi (Lilford's wall lizard), 941 nucleotides. The record is from the annotation of a GenBank genome assembly. NCBI's taxonomy places the organism in Eukaryota, Metazoa, Chordata, Lepidosauria, Squamata, Lacertidae.
AUUUCAUUUGUCUCAAUGUUGGGAAACCAGACAAAGAUGCCAGAAUUUAUUCUCCUGGGAUUUCGGGAAUUCUACGAAUUGCAGACACUUCUUUUCCUGACAUUUCUGGUAAUUUAUGUUGUGACCAUAACUGGAAAUAUUCUUACGUUUGCCCUUAUUGUCUUUGAUCAGCACCUUCAUACCCCCAUGUACUUUUUCCUGGGGAAUCUCUCCUUCCUGGAGGCCUGCUGUAGCUCCAAUAUAUUCCCACGGAUGCUUUUGGCUCUCAUUACUGGAGACAGAAGGAUUUCCUACAACAGCUGCUUAACACAGUGGUAUCUCUUUGGUUCCUUGGAAGCUACAGAAUGCUUUUUACUCUGUGUGAUGUCUUAUGACAGGUACCUAGCAAUCUGUAAACCAUUGCACUAUGCAACAACUAUGAAAACCCAGACUUCUAUCCAUUUAGCAGCUGCAUCUUGGUUCAGUGGAUUUAUAGCUUGCUUGAUAUUACUCAUUUUGAUAUUACAGUUAAUGUUUUGUGGCCCUAGUGAAAUGGAUCAUUACUUCUGUGAAUACUUCCCUCUUCUCAGACUCUCUUGCAGCGACACCAGUGUGUUGGAAAUUGCAAGUUACAUUGUGGCUGUCAUAUUUACAGUCCCUCCAUUUGUUCUAACUAUAACUUCCUAUGUAUACAUUAUUGCUGCCAUUUUAAGGAUCCCCUCUGCCACUGGGAGGCAAAAGGCCUUUUCCACCUGCUCCUCUCACUUGAUUGUGGUUUCAGUUUUUUAUGGCACACUCAUGAUUGAGUAUAUGAUACCGAAGUCAACAGAGAACAGAGAGAUGCAAAAGAUUUCUUCUCUCUUGUACACAGCUCUGUCGCCUCUGGCCAACCCAUUUAUAUACAGCCUAAGGAACAAGGAGGUAAAAAAUUCACUGAGGAAUAAUAUUAGGAAACUUGUGAG